This is a messenger RNA of Misgurnus anguillicaudatus (oriental weatherfish), 2152 nucleotides long. Its product is annotated as ectonucleoside triphosphate diphosphohydrolase 2-like. Gene Ontology annotation, molecular function: GDP phosphatase activity; UDP phosphatase activity; ribonucleoside triphosphate phosphatase activity. Gene Ontology annotation, biological process: nucleoside diphosphate catabolic process. Lineage: Eukaryota; Metazoa; Chordata; Actinopteri; Cypriniformes; Cobitidae. Gene Ontology annotation, cellular component: plasma membrane. The record is from RefSeq and is a predicted model, not a curated record.
CCGCCUUGUUUAACAUACGCUACUAAACUUGCCAACAAAUGUCGUCGCUAUCAUUUCUCUCGCUGGAUCGCGUCGCGUGCACAGCAUCCAUCAACCCAAUAUCACGCAAAUACGUCCAUGGGUAACCAACAGCAAUGCCAGAUUAUCUCCGCGGCUGCAGCUCUGUUUCUAACGAUUGGUGUCAUUCUUCUGAUCGUCAUUCCCACUAAAGACAGCCAAGAGCCAGCAAAUUUAAUGUAUGGCAUUGUCUUGGAUGCUGGGUCCUCCCAUACAUCCUUGUUCAUCUACAGAUGGCCAGCAGACAAGCAAAAUGGUACAGGCAUUGUAAGUCAACACUCAGAGUGUCAUGUUAAAGGAGGUGGGAUCUCCAGUUAUGCAGGUAUUAAAGGAGGAGCAGCCCAGAGCCUUCAGGAGUGUAUGGAACAAGCUGUUCAGGGCAUCCCCAAACCUAAACACAAACUCACUCCUCUGUAUCUUGGGGCCACAGCAGGCAUGAGACUGUUGAAUAUUUCUAAACCGAAAGAGUCAGAUGAGAUUUUGAAAGAAGUGGAAGAUAAGCUGAAGACCUACCCGUUCAGCUUUAAAGUGGCCAAGAUUUUAAGUGGACAAGAGGAGGGAGCCUAUGGUUGGGUCACAGUCAACUACCUGCUUGAGAACUAUGUUAAGUAUGAUUUUGUGAGUCAAUGGCUGUCCACAGGCAGACCCACAAUCGGUGCACUAGACUUUGGUGGAGCUUCGACUCAGAUCACCUUUGUGACUGAAGAAACGAUAGAGAACAAGGAAAAUUUCAUGAAAUUACAACUGUAUGGGAAAGACUAUAAGAUAUACACUCAGAGCUUUCUGUGCUAUGGGAGAGAACAGGUCUUACUCAAACUGCUGGCUCAUCUAAUCACGACUCAAGGAUCAGACAGCUCUGUAGUUCACCCCUGCUAUCCUGCAGGUUACAGUCAGUCUGUAAAGCUGGGCAGUGUGUUUGAUACUCCAUGCUUUAAGAGACAAACUCCUUAUAAGCCUGAUGGCAUCCUGCAAAUAACUGGAACUGGAGACUACAAUCGAUGUCUAGGAAAUGUUACCCAUCUCUUUUCUUUCAACAACUGUUCUUAUUCCAAAUGCUCUUUUGAUGGAGUCUUUCAGCCUAACAUUACAGGAAACUUUAUGGCAUUUUCUGCAUUCUUCUACACUCAUUUGUUCCUUCAAGAAACUGCUGGCAUCCCCAUCACCUCCCCAGCACACUUCAAGAAUGCUGCCCGUGCUGUCUGCAACAUGAGCAUUCAGGAGAUGAACACUAAGGUUCCGGAUCAGGAAAAUCGUUUGAAAGAUCACUGUGCAGUCUCCAUCUUUGUCCAGGAGCUCCUUAUAAAUGGAUAUGGCUUUAAUGAUUCCUCCUUCCCACACAUCUCUUUUCAGAAAAAGGCGGGAGACGCCUCUGUUGGCUGGACCCUUGGCUACAUGCUAAGUUUAAGCAACCUGCUUCCUGCCGAAGAUAUCAUUCUAAGAAAAAUGCUGCGUCUUGAUGCCUGGAUUGCCCUGGUCGUCAUUUUUUCCCUUCUUCUCAUAAUGGCUUUAUUUUUUCUGCUACGUGCUAGUUGUAAGAAAGAAAGUACUGAUGUCGUUUAAUAACAAGCACAAGGCACUGAAUUAAUUGUAUUGCUCGCCUUGUAUAUUAUUAUGCGCUGAUGAGAUUUUCUGUCUUUAGUGAGUAUAGUUGGCCAACCUCUACUGUUUACAAUACAACAACAAUUAUGAUGCAAAAGAAGUGUAAAUGUAUAAGCAUAUUGUACUUUUUCAGCAAUUUAUUUCUUUUCAGUCAUGAUAUCAUAAGAAGAGAGACUGUUAGAAGAGGCUGUGCCAGUUUUGUUUGUAACAGAAAAGGAUUUGCCAGUGUUUUAUUUGUGCUACCUUGUCUUUUUUUAAAGGGUAUUCAUUAUCAUGUUUCUUUAAAUAAAUAUGGUUUUAUGUGAAUUUGGUAUUGUGCUUUAAAAGGGAUAGUUCACCGAAAAAAAAGAUGCAAUAUGAAGUUAAAAACACUGAAAUGUUUAAAAUGUCAAAUGGAAGUAUAUGUAUACCAAAAUAGUUGUGUACCUUUGGAUAAUUUGUUGAUUCAUUUUUGUCUGCAAACGGAAAAACUAAUAAACAGUUCAUUUAACACAUA